Molecule: messenger RNA, 1620 nt
Organism: Hypomesus transpacificus
Lineage: Eukaryota; Metazoa; Chordata; Actinopteri; Osmeriformes; Osmeridae
Product: protein MNN4-like
Exons: 2
Coding region: 199-888 (229 amino acids)
Source: RefSeq, a predicted model, not a curated record
AUGGAGGAGAGGAGGCAAAGAGAAGAGCAUAGAAAAGCCAUGGAGCUGAGAUGGAGACAAAAAGGAGACAGGAGAUGGAAAGAGAAAGAACUGAAGAGACAGAAAGAGCUUGAGAAAAAGUCAGAGGAAGAGGUCACUCACUAAAAAAGAGAGGGACUAAAAGAGAGGGACAAAACCCAGUUGGCCAGGUUAUAUGACAUGAGAGAAAAAGCUGCAGAUAACUUUUGGCUCCAAACAACAUUGGACAAGCAAAUAGAGUUGGUUAAAGAUAGGGAGAGAAUUAUGAGAGAGGAUGCGAAAAUGAAAGAAUCAGAGAAGAGAUGGGAGGAGGAGGAAAGACAACGGCAGGAAUGCGGACAAGAGUCUGAUGAGGCAAGACGACAGUGGCAGGAGAAGCAUAGACUAGCAGUCAUGAGGAGAAAGGAGAAAGAGAAUAGGAAAACCAUCGAGGAAAGGAGUCAGUACAGGAGAGAAGAGGAGCAAAGAAUAAAAGAGAUGGAACUAGAAAUGAAAAGGCAAGAGAAACUCAAGGAGGAGAAAAUAGCAGAUACAAAGGAGGAUUGCACAGUCGUAAAGAAGGACGAUGCAGAAAUGAAACGCAAAAGCAGAGAGAAGGUUAAGAAUGCGUGGGGGCCAGAGAAGGAAGCUACAGAGAAGGAAGUGUCAGAGAAGGAAGUGACAGAGAAGGAAGUGUCAGAGAAGGAACAGUCAGCGACAAACAUGGAGAAGAAACGUGGUUUCUGGAGACAGUUCUGGCAGAAAGUAAAACCAAAAAAGAAGGCAACAAAAGAGGAGAAGAAAAGAGCCAGACUGGCUGAAAUUGAAGCGUAUGUGGAGAAACUGAACAAAGAGGCCGACCGUAACAUAAAGGCCUUUGAGGAUACGUAGUCUACACCUUCAGUUGGGGCCUCAGAUCAGUCAUGGCGGCCGCCUGGAGGGAAAUCAAGAUAGGGUCAAAUUAAAAAUUCCCUUCAACCCGUUUUUUAAUCUAACUUGUAAAAGGAAGGAUACUUACCCAUUGCUCUCCCCUGCAACAGCUCUAUAUCGUGUCUAGAAGGAUGGAUGACAUUCUGCUGCUGACCUUGAUCACCAGGACCUCUACAACAUCUCCACUACAUAUACAGGCUUUUCCUCAAACGAACGAAUGAACCUUAUCAACCUUGAACUAAUGAACCUUAAUAAAGUUGACAUAUUGACCACAUGCUUUUACAGUGCAAUGUUGAUUCAAAUAAAGGUUUUAUUGAUGCAUGGCAACAACAACAAACAACAUCAUCAACCGUUAACCUAAGCUAACCAACACUUCCUUCUUCAUGAACUACCAUGUGAUGACACAGAUGGGGUUGGGUUUAGCUCAGUGCAAGACAGCCUGGAAGAAACCAGGCUAACCACAUUGUGGAUGAUCACCCUCUCCCUGAAUGUGCUGCUUUGGAUUUAAAGCUGUGAAAUGUUAGAUUGUGUGUAUGUAAUGAGGAGAUGGGUUGAACACUGUGCCAGCAGGGGGAGACAGACCUAAACUUUUGAAGAUUAAGAAUGUUGGUACUGAUGUCACACUGGUAGCCCCGCCCUCCUCUUCUUCAUGUACAGGACCAUGCUGAAUGCCAGCAGGUCAUCAGGUCGUCA